This is a messenger RNA of Leptopilina heterotoma, 1664 nucleotides long. RefSeq names its product RNA-binding region-containing protein 3. Gene Ontology annotation, cellular component: U12-type spliceosomal complex. The record is from RefSeq and is a predicted model, not a curated record. Gene Ontology annotation, molecular function: U12 snRNA binding; pre-mRNA intronic binding. The coding region runs from base 144 to 1538 and encodes 464 amino acids. NCBI's taxonomy places the organism in Eukaryota, Metazoa, Arthropoda, Insecta, Hymenoptera, Figitidae. Gene Ontology annotation, biological process: mRNA splicing, via spliceosome. The transcript has 4 exons.
UUCUAUUGGUUGGUCACACUACGCAACAGGAAUUUGCCAAUGCAAACACUGCAAUGGUUUAUGCACCGUAAACGUCAGAGUUAUGUUUUAAUAAUUAAUUAAUUAUCUCCUUUAUUUUGUAAAUAUCAUUAUUGAAAAUCAAUAUGACAGAAGUGUCUUCAAAAACUCUUCGAAUUUUGCAUUUGCCACCAACGCUUACCGACGAACGACGCGAUGAAUUACUUAAAAAGUUCAAUGCAAUAAAAACAAAGACAAUAAGAAAAUCGCCAAAGUUUACGAUAACUUUUGCAGAAUUUUUCUCUAAGGAAAUUGCCACCGAGGCAUUUCUACGCCUUCAUCAAUUAGAAGUAAAAGGUCAUCGAUUAUCAAUUGAAUUUGCCAAGAAAUCAAUAAGUUCUGAUUAUACAAAGACUGAUAGUAGUAAAAAAGCUGACGAGGAAGAGGUGAAGAAGGAGACUUCUGAAAAAGUGCAUCUCGAAAAUUUUCUUAAAAAAUUAAACAGUUGGACGGGAAGCAAUGUCUUUACUCAGCCACCUAAUCCUAAUAUUACUUACAAAUAUCCUGCACCCACGAGGGAAACUUUAUUGAGAAUUGCGAUUCAAUUGAUUAAGGAACCGAUGUUUUACACACAGGUAUUGCAUUUAAUGAACAGAAUGAAUUUACCCCCGCCAUUUGAGGAAAUGGAACUAAAUUUCCCACUACUAAAGGAAUCAUACAAUGUGGAGCAGUACAAAAAUAUUUUUGGUUUUGAAGAAACAACUUCUCAAAAUUUAGAACAACAGGAACUAGACGAAGUGGAAGAAUCAGAAUCGGAAAUUGAAUCCGAAGAGGAGCCAAGUGGAAAAAUACAGAAUAUCAUUCCAAUGAAGAGAAAGAGGCCCUCGUCAACUAAAAGAUUGAAAAUUCCAAAGUUUGUGAAUCCUAAAAAGCAACUCAUUGCUGCUUCCACCUCCAAUCAACGGCCAUUGAGGCCAGAGGAUUUAUUCGAAUCAGUAAACAAAAAUGAACCGAAAAAACUUGAAUUAAAAAUAAGUGGCAAUAUGCCUUCAUCUGAAUCAACAACUUUCCAUGUGAGCGAUGUGCAAGAAGGAGGUUUUGGCCUCUUUUCUCCAGCUAAUAAAACCGAUGUUAAAACAUCCGAAGAUAGUGAAAAUGCGCAAGAAACGAAAACGCAAGAAUUUAUCACGUCUGAAGAACUGGCAAAUAAUCGCAUCACAGUGAAGGAUUACGAUAAAUUCACUGCGUUCAAGAAUUAUCAUCCUGGAAAACCGUCGUGCCGUUUGUAUAUAAAGAAUCUAGCGAAGCAAGUAGAGAUUAAAGAUUUGCACUUUAUUUAUAAGAAGUAUGAAAUCAAAGACUUAGUUACAGCUGAAAAUCAAUAUAGUGUGCAACUCAUGCAAGGAGGACGAAUGAAAGGUCAAGCGUUCGUUACAUUACAAAAUAUUAAACAGACUGAAAUUGCUCUUGCUGAAACGAAUGGCUAUAUUCUAAAAGACAAACCAAUGGUCGUUCAAUUCUCAAAAACAGUACAAACUUAGAAUAGAAAUUGUCUAAAUAUUUCUAAUUUUCAAUUUCCAAUUAUUGAAAAUUUUUGCAAACCAUGUAAAAAAAUUGUACAGUUAUUGUUUAUAUUUAAUACUAUAUAAAAUGUUUAAACUUUCAAA